Molecule: messenger RNA, 1245 nt
Organism: Clavispora lusitaniae ATCC 42720
Lineage: Eukaryota; Fungi; Ascomycota; Pichiomycetes; Serinales; Metschnikowiaceae
Gene: PR26
Product: proteasome regulatory particle base subunit
Biological process (GO): proteasome-mediated ubiquitin-dependent protein catabolic process
Cellular component (GO): proteasome regulatory particle, base subcomplex
Molecular function (GO): ATP binding; ATP hydrolysis activity; proteasome-activating activity
Source: RefSeq, a predicted model, not a curated record
AUGGAAGAGCUUGGAAUUCAAAUGCCCGUGGUGCCCGCUUUGGCGCUUCCCAAAUCAAAAGAGUGGAAUGCGCCCCACCAAGAGGAACAGCAAGAUGUGUAUGUCAAGUUGAAAAAAUUGGAGAAGGAAUUGGACUUGUUGUUGUUGCAAGAAGACUAUAUCAAGGAUGAACAGCGCCACUUGAAAAGAGAGUUGGUUCGUGCACAAGAAGAAGUGAAGAGAAUUAGAUCCGUUCCUUUGGUGAUCGGCCAGUUUUUGGAACCCAUCGACGAGAAUACGGGAAUUGUGUCCAGUACUACAGGGUCCAACUAUGUCGUGAGAAUAUUAUCUACAUUAGACAGAGAAUUGUUGAAGCCUUCUUCAUCUGUCGCUUUGCAUCGCCACUCCAACGCUUUGGUAGACAUUUUGCCUCCAGAAGCAGACUCGUCGAUCUCCAUUGUGGGCGACAAUCAAAAACCCGACGUGACAUAUGCGGAUGUGGGUGGCUUAGAUGUUCAGAAACAAGAGAUUCGCGAGGCUGUUGAAUUGCCCUUAACUCAAGGCGAUUUGUACUCCCAGAUUGGUAUCGACCCACCUCGUGGAGUGUUGCUCUACGGUCCUCCAGGUACAGGUAAGACGAUGUUGGUCAAAGCUGUAGCCAACUCUACUACUGCGGCAUUUAUUCGUAUCAAUGGAUCGGAGUUUGUGCAGAAAUACUUGGGUGAAGGACCAAGAAUGGUAAGAGAUGUCUUCAGAUUAGCACGUGAAAACUCGCCUGCCAUCAUCUUCAUUGACGAAGUUGAUGCCAUUGCCACAAAGAGAUUUGACGCGCAGACUGGUGCUGAUCGUGAGGUGCAGAGAAUUUUAUUGGAAUUGUUGAACCAAAUGGAUGGUUUUGACCAGACUUCCAAUGUGAAGGUGAUCAUGGCUACCAACAGAGCUGACACAUUAGACCCAGCGUUGUUGAGACCAGGAAGAUUGGACAGAAAGAUAGAGUUCCCCUCGUUGAAAGACAGAAGAGAGAGACGGUUGAUCUUCUCCACCGUCGCGUCAAAAAUGGCUUUGGCACCUGAAGUGGAUUUGGACUCGUUGAUCGUUAGAAACGAUCCAUUGUCUGGUGCGGUGAUCGCUGCCAUUAUGCAAGAAGCUGGCUUGCGUGCUGUUAGAAAGAACAGAUACAUGAUUUUGCAAAGCGACUUGGAAGAGGCUUAUGCGGCUCAGGUUAAGACGGGCACCGAGCAUGACAAAUUUGACUUCUACAAGUAA